Exophiala aquamarina CBS 119918 is the source of this 603-nucleotide messenger RNA. RefSeq lists its product as uncharacterized. The record is from RefSeq and is a predicted model, not a curated record. Lineage: Eukaryota; Fungi; Ascomycota; Eurotiomycetes; Chaetothyriales; Herpotrichiellaceae. The transcript has 3 exons. The coding region runs from base 1 to 603 and encodes 200 amino acids.
AUGGCAAGCCAUUUCCUCGAAGACACUCAUCUUUUUCGAUUGCUGAGUGGUGUUUUAGAUUCAAUGGUUGAGAGAAAUCGGCAAAUACUUGCCCUGGAGACCGCAAAGACCCGGGAUAUCUCCAGCCUGAAACAUUGGGUAGAGGGAAACGCUUGUAUAGCCAGGGAAGAGACAGCGUACCUACUACAGCCCAAAGAUUUGCUGAGCACUGUACCAGUGUCAGACGAUGCUGUUGCCCAAGUGGAGGCUUGGCUGGAGGACAAAAUCAUCCACUGGUGGAAGGACUUCCGGGAGCUUCCGUUCCACAACAUCUCAAGAGAUCCAAACGUGUACAUCUCUUCUGGCUCUGCUCUGAGACGAGCGACUAGGUUCCUCAUAGCUCUUCUCUUGGUCAUACUCCUCUUUAUCCCUAUCGUCCUCUGCAGUGCCCAAAACAGCAUGACUGCGCGGAUGGCCGUUGUCGCUAUCGCUGCAAGUUUGUUUAUAGGGAUUGUAUCUAUCAUCAUCAAGGCAAAAUCAAUUGAGAUAUUCAUGGCCGGGGCGACAUACGCCACCAUUCUGGUUGUUUUUGUUGCUGGCACAAACACAAAUCGCAAUUCGUGA